Messenger RNA from Coccomyxa subellipsoidea C-169, 624 nucleotides. RefSeq lists its product as hypothetical. The transcript is spliced from 4 exons. Bases 1 to 624 code for a protein of 207 amino acids. Lineage: Eukaryota; Viridiplantae; Chlorophyta; Trebouxiophyceae; Coccomyxaceae. The record is from RefSeq and is a predicted model, not a curated record.
AUGACGUUCUUGCAGACCGUGGACGAUAAGCCCGGCCUCUGCGCCCAAGGCAGAGUACGGGCGGCCCACAUCCCCAAGGUAUUCGGGAAGGGUAGAACCGCGCUUGACACCUACAACUCUCCCAACAUCAUAUAUGCAAUGAAGCAGAAGAAAAUCACUUCCAGCAGGCGGCCGUUUGACACCCUCGUGCCACUGGCUGUUGAGUUGGGAAUGGACCCUGUCAUGGGCGGGCGCACAGGGGAUCACGGAGAAAAUGAUCUUCAUGACAACAUCUUGAAGCAUGCCGAGGACUCCUACGUGGGCAAGACAAUCCUUAUGUGCUGGGAGCACAAGGCCAUCCCCAAAAUUGUGCAUGAAAUAGGCCUGACCGAUGAAGAGCUAACCUGGGGGCUUGACCCCUUCUCAGGAGUGGAUGAAAGAGCCAACUUUACAGCCAUCUGGGUGUUCACGCCUGCGCUGGCGAAUGACCCUGAGCAGUACUUCAAGGUCUACAAGAUGUUUGACAUGGUGCCGAAUCACUGCAAUGCUGAGGGGAAGUGCCCGCCUGAUGAUGAUUGUAUUGUGGCGAAUGCUCUCUACGUACCUGAGCCUCCCAAUGGGCCAUACAAAACCCGCGUACUGUAG